Cooperia oncophora is the source of this 285-nucleotide messenger RNA. The record is from the annotation of a GenBank genome assembly. Lineage: Eukaryota; Metazoa; Nematoda; Chromadorea; Rhabditida; Trichostrongylidae.
UUUCAAGGUUCAGUUUCAGCAGAUGCCGAAGCAAAGAAGAGACGCGACGUCACAGUAGCAGAGUACUCGGCCAAAGAGCAACCACCAGUUACUGCGGCUCAGACAGCUGCAUUUGAGGGAUUCGCAAGGGUGGUCUUUUCAAUGGGUAUUGAUGGUCUAAUAAGAGAAUACAAUGACUUUCUGAAACCUUACGUUUCCUACCCGUUCAAGAGGGAUGCCUUCGAUCAAAACACGCCUAAAAAUCGCUACAAAGGUAUUUCAUUAUGUCACUUUAUCGACCUUUAG